Molecule: messenger RNA, 1250 nt
Organism: Coccomyxa subellipsoidea C-169
Lineage: Eukaryota; Viridiplantae; Chlorophyta; Trebouxiophyceae; Coccomyxaceae
Exons: 6
Coding region: 162-1154 (330 amino acids)
Cellular component (GO): cytoplasm; eukaryotic translation initiation factor 3 complex; eukaryotic 43S preinitiation complex
Molecular function (GO): translation initiation factor activity; protein binding; metallopeptidase activity
Source: RefSeq, a predicted model, not a curated record
CUUGUUCUCAUUAAUGUCUUUUGAUAAGAGUAGCACUACAGGCGUGCUGCAGUGUGCCCUGGAUAGAGCAUUCUGAGAUACUGUUGCAGUUUCACAGUGUGAUCAGUGGUUGAUUAUAUCAGAAACUUGCCAAUAUGGCAGCUCCAAUCAGUUUCGCAGCGAUGGCUGGAGAAAAGAAAGCGGAAGACACCCCAUUGAGAAUCGUUCAGCUCGAUGGCCAUGUCAUCCUGAAGAUUGUGAAGCACUGCAAGGAGGGCAUGCCAACCCUUGUGACAGGACAGCUGCUUGGCUUGGACGUUGGACAGACCUUGGAAGUCACAGACUGCUUUCCCUUCCCGAGCCGGAACGAUGAGGACGAUGCAGUUGAGGGGGAUGGAGCCAGCUACCAGCUAGACAUGAUGCGAUGCUUGCGAGAAGUCAACGUGGAUAACAACACUGUGGGCUGGUACCAGUCAACAGUGCUGGGUUCGUUCCAGACGGUAGAGUUGAUAGAGACGUUUGUCAAUUAUGCCGAGUCCAUCAAGCGGUGCAUCUGUCUUGUGUACGACCCUCAGAAGUCUGCGACGGGGAGCCUCGCUCUCAGAGCCAUCAAGCUGCGGGAUUCCUUCUUGAAGGUGUACAAGGAGGGAAAUUUGACGACAGAGAAGUUGCGCGAGGCAGCAGUGGCCUGGAAAGAUGUGUUUGAGGAGAUCCCCAUCCACGUCCGCAAUUCUCCCCUGGCAACCGCCCUCAUGGCAUCCAUCGAGCCGGACACCGUGGCCGACACCAAGGACUUUGAGCGCCUGCACUUGGGCGUCCGGCCCCUACUGGAGAAGAACCUGGAGUUCCUCAACGACUGCCUGGAUGAUAUUGUGGCAGAGCAGCAGAAGGUGUCAUUCUACCACAGGAAUGUGGCGAGGCAGCAGCAGCAGAUCCAGCAGUGGCUGCAGAAGCGGCGGCAGGAGAACGCAGUGCGGCGGCUCGCGGGCGAAGAGCCCCUGCCGGAAGAGGACCCGGCCCUCUUCAAGCCCCUCCCAGAGCCCUCCCCGCUGGACGGCUUCCUCAUCAAUAACCAGAUCGAGAACUACUGCCACCAGCUGAACCACCUGUCAGCACAGACGCUGGAGAAGCUGCACCUGCUGGAGAGCCUGCAGAAGGCCCGCAUUACUGCCUGAAGUUGCGCGACUGGCACUGGGAAGGUUGUGGGAUAAAUAUGACCCUGUAUGUGAGGAGCGUGAAAAUUGUCUUACCUUGUAAUAUAUUCCCAAAUG